Molecule: messenger RNA, 2538 nt
Organism: Saccharomyces mikatae IFO 1815
Lineage: Eukaryota; Fungi; Ascomycota; Saccharomycetes; Saccharomycetales; Saccharomycetaceae
Gene: BSC5
Product: Bsc5p
Exons: 1
Coding region: 1-2538 (845 amino acids)
Biological process (GO): protein monoubiquitination; protein polyubiquitination
Cellular component (GO): ubiquitin ligase complex
Molecular function (GO): ubiquitin-ubiquitin ligase activity
Source: RefSeq, a predicted model, not a curated record
AUGCACGGACCAGGAGAAUCACAAGAUAAUUCUACCCGCUGUCGCAGAAUAUCCUCUUCGUCAGCCACACUCGUUGGUGCAACUCCAUCAGAGCAAUUGAGAGGUGGGACACCCCAAGGAAAUGAAGACGAUGUUUGCACAUACAACAGUGGAGAUCAUGGUUCGAGCAUGACGAAUGUUCAGGAGGAGGAUUUUGUUCUUCCAGAGCUAUUGCCAUCGUUUGAAAUGUAUGAAAAUUUGCACAGUAGUAUUCCUCAAUCCAGUUUUGAUGCCUACUUCCACGAGAAUCCACCUUAUUACGAGGCUGCUUCUAGCACCUGCAGCGAUGCUACGGAUGACGAAUCUAGACCUGACAUGCAGGCCCUUGGCGGUGAUAACGCUAGUUUAGAGAAUUCUCAAACGACCGCCGAUACCCACCAGCUCGCUUUUGAUUCAAUUAAUUCGUCCGCUUCUCAUGUUUUUAAUCAUGAGGGUGCUAAGGGCAUCCCAGUCGAAAGAAUAUACGCCCUGCCCAGAGUUGAUUCUCCCAUAACAAUUGAAUUGUUCGUCACGAAGUCUGCUCCAAGGUUUGGGCAGUCUCCUCAAUGCGAGAACAUGCUAAAGGAAUACACAUCCGGUGACAUAAUUCAUGGUUAUUUCACCGUAGAAAACAAAUCAUCUAAACCAAUAAAAUUCGACAUGUUUUAUUUAACCUUGGAAGGCAAGACGAGCUCGAAGACAACAACACCCUUUGGAGUCCAGAAAACAUCAAAAAUAUUUCUGAGAAUGGUAGAUAUGGCAGCGAGUUGGUCAUAUAACCAAGAAGAUGUGAAUACCGGGGAGGAUCUUUUUGGGUUCUAUGACUCCGUUGAUCAAACAAGAUUUGGACUGCCUAAUGAUAGGACACUGAAUCCAGGCGAUAAACGUAAGAAGUUCUUUACAUUCAAGAUUCCCAAUCAGUUAUUAGAUAUAACCUGUAAACACAGGCACUUCUCUCACUCGCUUCUACCACCGACUUUAGGAUUUGAUCGAGCUCAGGGUUCCCAUGCAGAGCUCUCUGCUCCUAUAUUUUCAGAGAGUCUAGGUUAUGGUCGUUUGUCAGAAAGAGGUUCAUCACUAUUGCUAAACGAUAAUUCUAGAAACAGCCUAAUCGGUUACUCAAUAAAUGCUAUGUUAGUGGGAAAAGAUGUGACAUCUGGACAUGUUUGCUUAAUGAGUGAGCAGAAGUACAGCAUUAGAAUAGUUCCGUUUGGAUUUCGUUGUAAUCCGGUUAGCAAAGAGAAGUGUCUCAAAGAUUUAGAAGACUUCAAUAUCAGCAUUGCAAAAAGCCUUGGAAGAAUAGAGAGAGUUUUCUCUAAAUUGAGACGAGGGGCUCCUAUACAUGAAGAGGACAUAUGGGAAAUGCACCAUUCGGACAUGCUCCCUUACUCAAAAAGCAAGUAUUUAUCGAACCCAGUGGCUGGUAAUGUUAAAAACGAAACCAUUGAAAAGAAACACCGAUCCGAAGAGAAUAUUAUCGAAUCUGAAAUGACUUACUCGAUAUCAUCGGUUUUCAACACAAAUCUUAGAAAUGUAUUUUUUAAAGGUAUGCACAACACACCCCUGUCUCACCUGGGCAAGUCUUCAAGGAUGACUUCCGGAAAACAUGGGCUUAUAACGAUAAAAGUAAAACCUCCCGAGAAGUCCUUGUCAUAUUGGAGCCCAAGUCUAAUUCAGAAACAGAAUCUAUUUUCGAAGAAAAGCAGGCAGAGUCAACAGAACUGGUUGACUUUGAAAAGUCUUCUCUCAGUUGAAGAACAAGAGGAACUGAAGACCCUGCAGAUUGAGCUCGUGUGUGUUCAAGCCGCUAAUAGUAUUCCGCAUGCUCCACCGGAGAUCAGUCGUUUACAGACGGAACUAAUUUGUGUAACAGCGAAUACGGAAGACUGUAAACCAGUGGAGUUACAUACUGAUUUUCUGUUAAACGAGCAGAGGUUCAAUCAACUCAAGAAUAAAUUUCAGGGAAUGUUGGAGAACAUUGAAUCACAUUGCGAUAACUUUACUAAGAAUCAAACAAAAAUAAACUCGCUUCUUGUUGAAGAUGCAAGAGUUCGCCUACAUGGUACACCACUCGCAUUUUCUGACCUCAUGCCUCAAAGUACACUUAAAGAUGUGAAGGCUCUAGCCCAUAUGGACGCCAAAGCUGUUGUCGUAAAAUAUGCAUUGAAAACGAAACUAGUUGAGGAGAAAAACAUACAUACUGGUUCCUCUCCUGCAUCUGGAAUGACACGUCGUGCGUCUCGGAGUAUAAUAAAAACAGCUCCAACAAACUGCGAUCAUCCGAUAACUUCGCACCAGAAAUCAAGUGAAUGGAACCGAGUCAGUGCAACGGAGUACAGGAAAACAUUAUUUAUGAGUGUAAAAUAUAAUGAUGGUUUCAGAGCCACUGUGGUACCUAGUUUCGAGAACUGUAUGUGUUCGAGAUCUUAUUUCUUCCGUGUUAAAUUUCAUUUUGAUAAAGGUGCAGGGACUUCAGAAAUUGAUAUUCCCGUUCAAAUCAAAAACUAUCUAACCCAAUAG